This is a messenger RNA of Pan troglodytes (chimpanzee), 2473 nucleotides long. It is a transcript of the gene FBXO27, whose product is annotated as F-box protein 27. NCBI's taxonomy places the organism in Eukaryota, Metazoa, Chordata, Mammalia, Primates, Hominidae. The coding region runs from base 113 to 940 and encodes 275 amino acids. Gene Ontology annotation, biological process: glycoprotein catabolic process; ERAD pathway; SCF-dependent proteasomal ubiquitin-dependent protein catabolic process. Gene Ontology annotation, cellular component: cytoplasm; SCF ubiquitin ligase complex. The transcript has 7 exons. Gene Ontology annotation, molecular function: protein binding; ubiquitin protein ligase activity. The record is from RefSeq and is a predicted model, not a curated record.
CCGGCGAGUAAAAAGGACGCAGAGGGGCGUGGGGAGCUUGCGGCACAGCUAGGGCAUCCCGGCGAGGAGCGCCGCCAGGCCCCGGGCCACAGCCGGGCCUGGCGGGGGGACCAUGGGCGCCUCGGUCUCCAGGGGCCGGGCCGCCCGGGUCCCCGCGCCGGAGCCGGAACCCGAAGAGGCGCUGGACCUGAGCCAACUACCCCCGGAGCUGCUUCUGGUGGUGCUGAGCCACGUCCCCCCGCGCACGCUGCUCGGGCGCUGCCGCCAAGUGUGCCGGGGCUGGCGAGCCCUGGUGGACGGCCAGGCCCUGUGGCUGCUGAUCCUGGCCCGCGACCACGGCGCCACCGGCCGCGCGCUGCUGCACCUCGCCCGCAGCUGCCAGUCUCCCGCCCGUAACGCCAGGCCUUGCCCCCUGGGCCGCUUCUGCGCGCGCAGACCCAUCGGACGCAACCUUAUUCGCAACCCCUGCGGCCAAGAAGGCCUCCGAAAGUGGAUGGUGCAGCACGGUGGGGACGGCUGGGUGGUGGAGGAAAACAGGACAACCGUGCCUGGGGCCCCUUCUCAGACGUGCUUCGUGACUUCAUUCAGCUGGUGUUGCAAGAAGCAGGUCUUGGACCUAGAGGAGGAGGGUCUGUGGCCAGAACUGCUGGAUAGUGGCAGGAUUGAGAUUUGUGUCUCUGACUGGUGGGGAGCCCGACACGACAGCGGCUGUAUGUACAGACUCCUCGUCCAACUUCUAGAUGCCAACCAGACUGUUCUAGAUAAAUUCUCUGCUGUGCCUGAUCCCAUCCCGCAGUGGAACAACAAUGCCUGCCUUCACAGACACAGUUUCACUAUGUUGCCUGGGCUGGUCUUGAACUCCUGUGCUCAAGCAAUCCUCCCGCCUCAGCCUCCCAUAGUGCUGGGAUUACAGGCACAAGCCACUGCGUCCAGCCCAUGAGUGUUUUUGAGUGCACCAAUUCCAGCUCUAAGAUUGACGAGAAAUGGACAAGCUGAUCUCAAAAUUCACAUGGAAUUGCAAGAGGUUCCAAAUAGCCAAAACAAUCUUGAAAAAGAACAAAGUUGGAGGAUUCACACUUUCCAGUUUCAAAACGUACUACAAAGCUACAGUAAUCAGAACACUGUGGUCCUGGCAUAAGUAAUGUUGGACAAGUGAGCCCCAAAGUGAGACAUAGCCCCUGAGGUUCUUGGCUUUGCCCAGGAAAGAAUUCAAGGCCAAGCCAAUGGUAGAAGAAAACAGCUUUAUUGAAGGGGCAGUGUUAUAGCUCCGGCCCUGUUACAACUCUGAUUACUCCUGCACAGCAGGGCUCUGGCAGAGACUAGCAGCUCAGGGCAGUUUUGCAGUCAUUUAUAUCUACUUUAAACACAUGCAGAUUAAGGGGUGAUUUGUGCAAAAAUUUCUAGGGAAUGGGUAAUAACUUUUGGGUCAUCGAGUCAAUGCCAUGGAAGAGAGGGGGGAUAAUCCCCUGGUGUUGCGAUGGCAGCGGUAAACUGACAUGGCAACUGAUGAGCGUGUCUUACAGAAAGCUCAUUCCACCCCAGCCCUGUUUCAGCUAGUCCUCAAUUUGGUCCAGUGUCCGAGCCCUGCCUCUGGAGUCAAGUCCCACCUCCUACCUCAUAAGGAUAGACAUAAAUCAAUGGAAUAGAAUCGAGAGUCCAGAAAUAAACUCAUACCUCGAUGAUCAAUUGAUUUUCAACAACGGUGCCAAGACCAUUCAGUGGGGGAAAGAAUCAUAUUUUCAACAAAUGGUGCCUGAUAACGACAUCCAAAGGAGUGCAACUGGGCCCCUAUCUCACACCAUCUACAGAAAUUAAGUCAAAGUGCCUCAAACACUAAGAGCUAAGACUAUAACAUUCUUAGAAGAAUACAGGGAUACCUCUUUAUGAUCUUGAUUUGGUAAUUGAUUUUUAGAUAACACUAAAAGCACAAGCAACAAUAGGAAAAAAAAAGUAAAUUUAACCUCAUCAAAAUUUAAAAUUUUUAGGCUGGGUGCAGUGGCUCACACCUCUAAUCCCAGCACUUUGGGAGGCUGAGGCAGGAGGAUCACUUGAGCCCAGGAGUUCGAGACAAGUCUGGCCAACAUGGUGAAACCCCGCCUCUACUAAAAAUAUAAAAAUUAGCCAGGAGUGGUGGCGGCUGCCUAUAAUCCCAGCUACUCGGGAGGCUGAGGCCUGAGAAUCACUUGAACCCAGGGGACGCAGUUUGCAAUGAGCUGAGAUCACGACACUGCACUCCAGCCUGAGGGACAGAGUGAGACUCUGUCUCAAAAACAAACAAACAACAACAACAACAAAAAACCCCACAACUUUUGUGCAUCAGAGGACACAACCAAAUAAUGAAAAGACAACCCACAGACUGGGAGAGAAUGUUUUGCAAAUUAUAUAUCUGAUAAGGGUCUAGUAUCCAAAAAAUAUAAAGAACUCUUACAACUCAACAAUAAAAGAUAAGCAACUCAGUUUUCAAAUGGGCAAA